Messenger RNA from Microplitis demolitor, 3026 nucleotides. RefSeq names its product DDB1- and CUL4-associated factor 10. Gene Ontology annotation, molecular function: protein binding. The record is from RefSeq and is a predicted model, not a curated record. The transcript is spliced from 2 exons. Lineage: Eukaryota; Metazoa; Arthropoda; Insecta; Hymenoptera; Braconidae. Bases 295 to 2229 code for a protein of 644 amino acids. Gene Ontology annotation, cellular component: Cul4-RING E3 ubiquitin ligase complex.
AUGUGGAAAAAAAAAAAUUUAUAUAUUUAUUGCUAAAUAUACAAACAACAAAUGGCUGUGUAAAAAUGUCCUAACCUUACGAUGAAAGAACAUAUAUAUACAUAGAUAUAUGUAUAUAUAUUUAUAUAAAAAAAAAAAAAAAUGAAGUUACAGUGAGUACAAUAAUAAAAAAAAAUUAAAAAAUGAUAAAUAAAAUAUAAAUUUAAUUUAUUUAGCAGUGCUGUGUUAUUUGUUGAUAUUAUAGUACAAUAUAUUAAUUAUUUAAAUAAUAAUAACAAUAAUUAGUACAGUGAAAUGCCAAAAAUAAAAAAACUUGAUUCACCGGGUAGUAGUUUAUGGUGGUUACGUCAACGCGAAGUAGGUUUAAAUUCACCAUUAGGUUAUGGUGAUCGUUUUUAUAAAACAUUAUAUUCAUCAAUUCAACCAGUAACGUCCUGGGACCAUGGUAAUAAUUUAAAUAAUGCAAUCCAUGGUGGAGUUUUUAAUCUUGAAUUUUCACCUGACGGCUCGCUACUGGUGGCAGCAUGUGAAAAAAAAAGUAUCCUAAUGUUCGAUCCACUGGGUCGCCGUCUGAUAAAAGCUUUGGAUAACGCUCACAAUGAUUGUGUUAAUUGCGUUAAAUUUCUUGAUCAUCGUAUGUUCGCAACCUGCUCUGAUGAUAAUUCUGUAGCUCUCUGGGAUGCGCGUAAUCUUAAAUACAAAAUUCGUUCACUUCUUGGUCAUACAAAAUGGGUUAAAAGUAUUGAAUACAGCCCCCAAGAUCAGCUUCUUCUUACCAGCGGUUUUGACGGUAGUAUCUAUUCCUGGGACAUCAAUAGCGCUACUGAAAAUAGUCUUCUGUUCACUCAAGUAUUUCAUACAAAUGGUUUAAUGCGUACCCGUUUAACCCCCGACGCUAAAAAAAUCCUAGUCAGUACAACUUCUGGAUACUUAAUUAUUAUUCAUAAUUUACGUUUAAGUUCUUUAGCCCAAGAUCUUGAUGGUUUCAAACCAAAUGUAUACCGUUUGAUGCAAGUUUCACAAACAACAUUACCAGUAGCCGCUAGUUAUACUCAUUUAUUUUCACAAUCACGUAAUUACAAUCGGGUUGAAUUUAUAACCGAUUUUCCUCAAGGUAAUGACGCUGAAUUUAUUUCAAGUCUUCAAGUCCACCCACAAGGUUGGUGUGUUUUGUCACGUAACGUCGGAAAUGAAGAAAAAUCCGAGUAUACUUGCGUUCAUGACAUCCAAGACUAUCAAGUUCCAGUUGUUGAUGAUGAUGAUAAUGACAAUAAACGUGAUUAUGGAUCAUCAAGUGCUGACUUGAGUGGUCUCUAUAAUCUUAAUACAACUGGAACAAGUAGUCCUUCUGCUAAUCCAACUAAUCAAACUGCUACUACUGGAUCAAAUGAUUCUGAUCAAUCAUCAAUACGUUAUUCAUUUGUUAUUGAUAAUCAGAACUCACGAUUAUCUGAAUUACGACCAGAUAAUCGUAUUCCAAAUAAUUUUGAAGUCGUUGCUAUAAGAUCUAAUGUGAAUCCAAACAAUGAUCCACGUGUUCCUGGUAAUUCACAGCAGCAGCAGCAACAGUCACAGCAGGAUCGUCGUAAUCAUCAUCAUGUUUAUAACAAUGGUAAUUUUUCAGCAGCUAAUAUGGAACUACAUGUCAGCUCAACUGAUGUUUGGGAAGCAUUGGUUGCAGUACGCGAAAAUAGAUCAAGACGCGAGCGUGAACUUGAACAAAUAAUAAAUAAUAAUAAUAAUAAUCAUAACCAAUCAAAUAACCCACGUCAUUGGAUGUUAAGACGACCUCUGCGUGAUGAUCGUUCCCAUACUGUUUUUAUACUGGGUGAUAGAAGUUCUGCUAAUAAUUCAAGUUUAUCAACAACACAGGCAGCUUUUGCGAUACCGAGAAAUCAUAAAAUUCAUCAGAAUGUACCCCGACUGAUAAAUUACAUUCAGGAGCCAAAUGUUGGACUGGGUUACAUUAAGGAAUUAUGUUUUUCGGCAGAUGGACGACUGAUAUGUUCCCCAUUUGGUUUUGGUAUAAGACUACUUGGAUUUUCAAAUGAGUGCCAGGAAUUGUCGGCGUGUGUACCCGAUAUGGACCGACCGAGACAGUUGUGUGAAUUAGCUACUACUCUUAGUCAUACGGACAUUGUUCUUAGUACUAAAUUUUCACCAAAACAUUGUUUAUUAGUAUCUGGAUGUUUGAGUGGUAAAAUUGUUUGGCAUCAACCUGUUAUAUAAAAUUUUUUUUAUAAUGUUUAAGUAGUCGACAAUUUAAAUCUCACAUGCGGUAAUAAUGUAUCCUUUAUUUUUAAAUAUUCAAGUAUGUCUGCAAAUUAUAAUUAUAUCUAUGAUUGGUCAGUUGGGUCGAUGCCAUUUUGUGGUCGGUGCCGGCACUGUCCCAAUCGGGUCUUGUAUUUGAAUUCGGCUUGUACGCAAAACUUCCAAUUAUCUUCAGCAAAAAUUUUGAUGAAUAAAAUUUGAAGUUUCGCGCCCAAACUAUGGAAUCUUAUGGGGGUAAAGUAUGCAUUGGUAUUUAAAAUUAGCAGAGUCACAGUAUCUCGAUGCCACAUCAACAAUUUAAAGGUUAGGAAUUAAUGAUUUAACUUUAAUUAGUUAAAUUACAGAAUAACUUUUACUUAAUCAUGACUUAUUUAUACAAAUUUUGAAAUUUUAUUUUCUGUACAAUUAAACAAUAGUCUGAUAAACAAUAAUUUAAUUUAAUGGUUUAAGUUUAUAUUGUUCUAACAAGAGAAUUAACUUCGGGUAUAAUCGGCUUUUUAAGGUUUCGUAUUAGAAAAGUAGGCGCAUGCGCUUCUGAAAAUUUAUGACGAGUGAAACUUGAGCUCCAUUUUCUUUUUGGGACAACUAUAAUUAUAACACCGUAAUUAUUGGUUACAAAAUAAACUAAGCGACUAUUUGAACAUAAAAAUUACAACUUUUUUUUUUUUAAUUAAUCACGAUCGUGAUCGAAUAAUGUAUCAUUAAUUAUAAAUAUCUUAUGAACAAUUUAAUUACUUAUAUUAUCUUUAAUGUAC